AUGGGACAGAGGGGGAGUCUCAUACGUCUCAAUGACAGCAGCUCUAAUGCGAGCUCGGAUAAGGGCGGCACCGCAGAGUGGGGUAUUUGUCUUUGUGUCACUGAGCCUCGCACUUCUCCAUCUAUCGGACACGUCGUGAAGCUGCAGCUGCCUCUUCCUCAUGCGGUGAUCAGAUGGAGAUUUGGGGGGGGUUGUGUGGAGAGGUGUUGGCGCUCUUGGGAGAGGCGGCCUGGACACCUCUGCAGUAAGGAUAGGCGCUCUUGGGAGAGGCGGCCUAGGCCCUUCUGCAGUCUGCUUUACACUCCUGGGGAUCAGGCGCUCUUGGGAGAGGCUGCCUGCCCAGGUUUGUUCUGA
Molecule: messenger RNA, 354 nt
Organism: Knipowitschia caucasica
Lineage: Eukaryota; Metazoa; Chordata; Actinopteri; Gobiiformes; Gobiidae
Source: the annotation of a GenBank genome assembly